UGAGGCGGGGCUUGCAUCUUUCUGUGUCCGGAUUGGCUUUUAGAGGGUGUCACGUCACGGGGCUGGUGCUCUCCUCUGGUCACUGUUGAAUUCUAGAUGAGGAGGAGCUGAAAAUGCAGAUUUAGCAUCAAGUACAGCCACACUCUCUCCUUCCCCCCCUCUCAUAUACACACAUAUACACACUCACAUACCCUCCAAGGACUAGACCAUCUGACUUACACGGCUUCCCAUUUCCCAACAACAGGAGGAAAAUACACUCUGUUUUUGUUACCUCCCAAGCUACCCAGGAUCAACCUCUCCCACCCCACCCCCAAGUCUUUUCUUUUAAACUAUUUUUCUUUAAUUUCCACCUUUUUAGAUCCUCUACUCCACCCUAGCCUUCACCCACUCCACCUUCUCUAUCCCCCACCUCUUUGCACUUUUCACACCUUCAAGAAAGAUGCAGGGUGGAAGUCUUUUGCCCCAGUGGAAGGUUGCUGUGGUCUUGCUCUGUAUUAUGAUUUUUGCAUCUGCCGAGAGACCUGUCUUUACUAAUCAGUUUUUGGUUGAGUUGCACACGGGGGGAGAGGAAGAAGCCCGUCAAGUUGCUGCAGAACACGGCUUUAGUGGUAUCAGAAAGCUCCCCUUCACAGGAGGCUUAUACCACUUUUACCACAAUGGCUUUGCCAAGACUAAGAGAAGACGCAGUCUGCCCCAUAAGCAGAAGUUGGAGACAGAUCCCAGGGUAAAGAUGGCUUUGCAGCAGGAAGGAUUUGACAGGAAAAAACGUGGUUAUAGAGACAUUAAUGAAAUUGACAUCAACAUGAAUGAUCCCCUAUUUACAAAGCAGUGGUACCUGAUCAACACUGGACAAGCUGAUGGGACUCCAGGACUUGAUUUGAAUGUGGCUGAAGCCUGGGAGCUAGGGUACACAGGAAAAGGAGUUACCAUAGGAAUCAUGGAUGAUGGGAUUGACUAUCUUCAUCCAGAUCUCGCUGCAAAUUAUAAUGCGGAAGCGAGCUAUGACUUCAGCAGCAAUGACCCUUAUCCUUACCCUCGCUACACAGAUGACUGGUUUAACAGUCAUGGGACCCGCUGUGCAGGGGAAGUAUCAGCUGCAGCUAAUAACAACAUCUGUGGAGUUGGAGUGGCUUACAAUUCCAAGGUUGCAGGAAUACGCAUGCUGGAUCAACCAUUUAUGACGGAUAUCAUUGAGGCCUCCUCCAUCAGUCACAUGCCUCAAGUGAUAGACAUAUACAGUGCCAGCUGGGGCCCAACUGAUAAUGGAAAGACUGUGGAUGGACCCAGAGAACUCACCCUCCAGGCAAUGGCAGAUGGUGUGAACAAGGGCCGUGGGGGCAAAGGCAGCAUCUAUGUGUGGGCUUCCGGGGAUGGAGGCAGUUAUGAUGAUUGCAACUGUGAUGGGUAUGCUUCAAGCAUGUGGACCAUCUCCAUUAACUCAGCAAUCAACGAUGGCCGAACUGCUCUGUAUGACGAAAGCUGUUCAUCUACUUUAGCAUCCACAUUCAGCAAUGGGAGGAAGAGAAACCCAGAAGCCGGUGUGGCGACCACGGAUUUGUACGGCAACUGUACCUUGCGUCAUUCGGGAACAUCAGCUGCAGCCCCCGAAGCUGCUGGAGUGUUUGCCUUGGCGCUGGAGGCUAAUCGGGAACUCACAUGGAGAGACAUGCAGCACCUGACUGUGCUCACAUCCAAAAGGAACCAGCUUCACGAUGAGGUCCAUCAGUGGCGGAGGAAUGGGGUUGGCCUGGAGUUCAAUCAUUUGUUCGGUUAUGGGGUUCUUGAUGCAGGAGCAAUGGUGAAAAUGGCUAAAGACUGGAAGACAGUCCCUGAGAGAUUCCACUGUGUCGGAGGUUCAGUACAAGAGCCUGAGAAAAUACCAUCCAACAACAAGUUGGUUCUGACGCUCACAACUGAUGCGUGUGAGGGAAAGGAAAACUUUGUCCGCUACCUUGAACAUGUUCAAGCUGUCAUCACAGUGAAUGCAACAAGGAGAGGAGACUUAAACAUCAACAUGACCUCUCCAAUGGGUACCAAAUCCAUUUUGCUGAGCCGGCGUCCAAGAGAUGAUGACUCUAAGGUGGGUUUUGACAAAUGGCCUUUCAUGACCACUCACACUUGGGGGGAAGAUGCCAGAGGGACAUGGAUUCUGGAAAUUGGGUUUGUUGGGAAUGCACCACAGAGGGGAGUGCUGAAGGAAUGGACAUUGAUGCUGCAUGGAACACAAAGUGCCCCCUACAUAGACCAAGUAGUGAAAGAUUACCAGUCCAAGCUGGCGAUGUCCAAGAAGGAAGAACUGGAGGAAGAAUUAGAUGAAGCUGUGGAGAGAAGUCUUAAGAGCAUACUGAGCAAGAACUAAUGCUGCAUGUCUGUUUUUGCCUUCAUUCCCUCCUUUCCCAUAACUCUGAGCAUCUUUCUACUCUUAGUUCUUCUGUUAGACCUGUAGCAGAUAUUGUCACUGCCCAAAAAAAAAAUCACAUUCCCUUGAUUUUAUUUCAUACAUUCUGUCAAUGAUUAUUUUUCUUAAAAUGGAACCAUUCUUUUUUUUAACUCUAGGUCUCAAAUAUAUUGUUCCCUACCAACUCCUGUGUACAGUUUGUGACUAUGAAUUAUUUUGUGUCCUUCAAAUAGGUGAUAUCUUGCAAACAAAACUGUGACAGCUUUUCCCUUCAUAUUUUCUGUGGCAAAUGUUAAGAAGAGAAAGGAAUAAUUUGAAAGAAUACAUUUUGUGGCAUCAAGUAUAUUUUUCUGUGCUCUUAGCAGAGAAAGUAUCUCUUGAAAGAAAAAAAAUAAUAGUUUGGAGGGUGAUGUUUGCCUCUAAAACUGAAGGAGUUGCUAGAAACCUACCUGUCUGUGGGUUCUUUGAAAAGACUCAAUUAUCUGGGUUAAUCUCUUCAGUGAAUAAAGAUGGUGUACUUUACAGGUCCCGUUCAGAGAAAGCUAUUAUAAAAAAAGGUGAGGAGAUUCAAGAAGCACAAAUUGGGGUAGAGGAAGAUAGGGAGGGGGGUGGGAGGGGAGGUUCAAUCAUCAGCACUAAGGUUACCACAUUCUAACCAAGCAGCAUGGUGGAUUGGAAACAACUUCUGGGCUGUUGUGUCAUCAGCUAUCACUCUUAGUUACAGUGACUCCUGAAGCCUGCUAGAACAGGACAAAUUAUCCCCAUUUUGUAUGGUAUUCAUCUACCCCUGUUUUCUGGGGUUAAUAACAUGGCUGUCAACAAUUUCAGCUGGUGAACGUGGCAGACAAGAUUAUAGUUGACAUCCAAUUAUAGAUGUUGCAAAAGUCUCUUUUUUAAAAAUCAAGAUUGGUUCAUAAUAAAAAUUGGUGGGGGGGUGGGGAGGGAGAAGAAGGGGAAGAAGCAUUUGUUGGUAUUUUAAUAAUAUUUUUUGGUUUUCUUAUUUCCAAAAGAUCAAAAAGGGAAGACUUAUAGGAUCUCUUUGGGGUAUCUUUAAAACUUCCUGUUGAAAUACAUAUGAAUUGUGGAUGCAAUGUGGCUUGUUUGGAGAUGUUGGCCUAUACUAUUUUCCCUGUACUGAUCCUCUUUUCCAAACCCCUCAAAAGGGCUAAAAAGGAGGUUCAGAGUUUUGACUAAGAGAUCAUUAUGGAUUCAAAUAAAUGUAUAUGCAAAGCAUCUUGUUACCUAGUUACCAUCUUGGUAACCAGAUAAUAAUUAAGUAGACCCAUAUUCAUUGGCCAGAAGCAAUAUAUCUAAAAUAAAAUUCAAAAGUUAUAAGAUUCAUACCAUCUACUUCAGAAAAUCAUCAUCACUUUAUUCUCAAAUAAUCAUUUCUUCUAAGUUUCUUUCCAUCAAUUUUCUUUGCAAAGCUCUUAUUCCCAUCAACUUCUCUAUUCACUCUCAAGAGUUAAUAUUAAUGUUUCCUUUUCUCUUGGACACUUUUCCCCUAUUAUAAGGUUUUCAAUUCAAUUUGAUCUAGCCAGUAUUUAUCAAGGGCUAGCUUUGUGCAAAACAUUGUUCUAGGCACUUCAAAAGAGAUGUAUAGAUGAGUAUAAAAAUCACCAUCUGAUACACAUGAUAUCAUCCACCUUCCUAGAUGACCAAAUACAGUCUAGUCUCACAGCUAUUAUAAAGUGAUAAUGCAAAUAACAAGCCAGGAUGCAAUAAAUGGUGCAGAAUAUCAGACAAACAAGAUCUCACCCACCUGGGCAAAUGAGAAAAUGCUUUUGGAAGGAGUGUAGCAUCUAAAUGCAUCCUUGAACAAGAACUUUCAAGUUCUCAACAGGAAGAGAUUGAAGAGAAAAUGAAGGGGAAACAACAUAAGCAAAAGUAUAAAAAUGGGAAAGUAUAUUUAAGGAAUCUUAAUAUCUAGUUGAGUCUUGAACUCUAGAGCCUAAAAGGCCAUAUUUCCUGAGAAAAUGAAGCCUCCACAGUUGUUCACUUUAAAAGGUGGUGCCUUAGAAAGGAAGGGUUUGAAAAGUCCAAGUAAAAAAUGAGACAGUCACAAUCCAUUGUUAUUUUUUCUUUUUUUUUUCUCAAGUUGGAAUGAGCUGAAAACAGUUCAUUUUAAUUUUACAUCAUCUACCUUUAUGUUUAGUGUGCUUGUGGGCCUUUUUUGGAUAUGAGUCUGAGGGGGGUUUUUUGUUUACCAUCUAUUUCAUAUGAUUUUUUUAAAUAGUUAAACUUAAAAUAGCAAAUACUACCAGUCAAAUACAUUUCAUAGUGAUGGUCUGAAAAAUAAACCAAAGGAUAAUUUGUGUGCCUACUUGUCUAAGUGCACACAGAAACAUAUACAUAUGUAAGAUAUAGACACGUAUAUACAUAAAUACACUUGUAUAUAUGUAUAUACACACAUAGAACUAAUGUGUGUGUACCUACUAAAGAAACAGAGCUCAUAUCCAUCCAUAAAAGAAAUUUUCAAAAAGAACAAAAGAUUGGUCAGAGUUUAGAUGAAAACAUACAUUGAUCCUCAUUGCAUCCUGUAAUUUUGCAAAAACUCUGUAUAAACAUCAAAUGUCAUAUAGAAGCAAAAUUAUAAAAUGGCUGUUCAUAUUUUCACAAUUGUGUCAUUAGCAAUGAACAUAAUUAGCUUCUUAACAGAAAUUGUAAGUUUUGAUAUGAGAAUAUGGUAUAUAAAUUAUACAUAUAUAUUACAUAUAUACAUAGCAUUCUAUAAAUAUAUAUAAAUCCUUGGUUCUCUACUUCAUUUUUCACACCAGUAUUAAUGAAAAGCAUCCAAUUAGUGUAAGUUUUUAUGAUAGCACUGCUGCAAAAUAAAGUUAAUUUAUAGUCAUUUAUAAAAAAUAAAGAUGAAUAUAAGCAAAUGAUUUAAGACAGGCUGCCUUUGUUUAAAUAUCAAUCCUUGUGAUGAUGUUUUAUAAGUAAAAUGAAGAAAUUAUGCUGUAAAUUAGGAAGCUCAAUAAAAAAAUUACCUACCAGAAA
Messenger RNA from Antechinus flavipes (yellow-footed antechinus), 5398 nucleotides. It is a transcript of the gene PCSK2, whose product is annotated as proprotein convertase subtilisin/kexin type 2. Gene Ontology annotation, cellular component: trans-Golgi network; Golgi membrane. The transcript has 12 exons. Gene Ontology annotation, molecular function: serine-type endopeptidase activity. The coding region runs from base 440 to 2359 and encodes 639 amino acids. NCBI's taxonomy places the organism in Eukaryota, Metazoa, Chordata, Mammalia, Dasyuromorphia, Dasyuridae. The record is from RefSeq and is a predicted model, not a curated record. Gene Ontology annotation, biological process: protein processing.